Molecule: messenger RNA, 1460 nt
Organism: Aureobasidium subglaciale EXF-2481
Lineage: Eukaryota; Fungi; Ascomycota; Dothideomycetes; Dothideales; Saccotheciaceae
Exons: 2
Coding region: 62-1036 (324 amino acids)
Cellular component (GO): cytoplasm
Molecular function (GO): protein binding
Source: RefSeq, a predicted model, not a curated record
CCAACGAGUCGACGUUCACCUUUACGAAACCACACCUUCUUCAUCACAAGCAGCCGUCAUCAUGGACAAGUUCGCAGCAUUCGGAAAGAACAUUGGUGCAUCCUUCACACCCUUCGCAGCUCGCACCCAACAAUAUGUCAAGGAGCAGUUUGGCCAGACCGAGGACAAGACGGAGCUUCCCCCAGACUACAUCGAGCUUGAGAAGCGCGUUGAUGCCUUGAAGCUUGUCCACCAAAAGCUGCUUUCCGUUACAUCGCAGUACACCAACGAGGCCUACGACUACCCACCCAACAUCCGCGAGUCCUUCACCGACCUGUCCAAGAACGUCAGCGAGAAGGUCCAGCUCUUGUCUCGCGCCACCACCACGGCCGAAGCUCAGGCAGCCUUGACCGCCACUCCCCAAGCAAAGCCUCAACCCAAGACCUUCAACCACGCCAUCGCACGUGCCUCGUUGGCUGGCAGUCAGUUGUUGCACCAGAGCGACGUUCGUGGCGCGGGUGCCGACGACUCGCUUGCACAGGCUCUCGAGAAGUAUGCCGUUGCUGAGGAGAGAGUUGGCGAGGCCCGUCUGACCCAGGACGAGCGCAUCCAACAGCGCUUCCUCGCAGGCUGGAGCGCCACCCUCAACACCAACCUGCAGUUCGCUCAGCGCGCCCGCAAGAACGUCGAGAACGCCCGCCUUAACCUCGAUGCCACGAAGGCCCGCGUCAAGGGCAUCGCAAACCCCUUCAACAGCAACAAGGCCCAAUCCCACAGCGAGGAGAACUACACGGAAGCUCAACGCGCUGAGAUCGAGAAGGCCGAAGACGACUUUGUCAACCAGACCGAGGAAGCUGUGGGCGUCAUGAAGAACGUCCUCGACACACCCGAGCCCCUCAAGAACCUGGCCGAGUUGAUCGCCGCCCAACUCGACUUUCACAAGAGAGCCUACGAGAUUCUGUCAGAGCUGGCUCCAGAGGUUGACCAGCUGCAGCUCGAUCAGGAGGUAUCGCCUGCCCGCUCCAUCCCUCCCUCAAUCCAAGUCACCCAAUUCUGAUCCCCGUUUCAGGCCAAUUACCGCAGAGCCCGCGACUCUGCCUAAUUCAACUCCAACAAACUAGCUUCCUCCUCUUUUCUGAACCUCCUCAAUUCCUCUGAUGCUCUAGUCUCACUACCUUCCGCCUCUACUAUCCCUGCUUCUCCACCCUUUUCUUGUUCGUCCGAUGUUUUCUUCUUUUCUUGCAAGCUCCGCUUCUGGAUACCACUUUCAAAUUCAAUCAAUUCAAUACAAACAUACGGCUCCAGCCUUGCUUCCCGUGCCGAGAUCAAGAAGAGUGCACAGAUCGAAUGCCCACGUUUUUCCCACGGGCCUCCUUCUCGACGCCAAGCUUUUCCCUCGUUCGUAUCCCUGCUUGUUGUAUAUUACAACGACGCUCGGGCUACACAAGAGUAAAGUCCCCCAAAGCCAAGAAGUGUAUUGU